Bipolaris oryzae ATCC 44560 is the source of this 1056-nucleotide messenger RNA. RefSeq lists its product as uncharacterized. The coding region runs from base 1 to 1056 and encodes 351 amino acids. The record is from RefSeq and is a predicted model, not a curated record. NCBI's taxonomy places the organism in Eukaryota, Fungi, Ascomycota, Dothideomycetes, Pleosporales, Pleosporaceae. The transcript is spliced from 4 exons.
AUGCAGGGCAUACUGCCACCGCCUCAAGGCGUGAUACCAGACUUUAGUGGCACAAGAUCAGCUCUACAGCAUCAAGUGCUGAUUUCAUGCAUCGCGGCCACCGCGGUUUCAACAUUUUUCCUAGGCCUUCGAUUGUAUACACGCAUCUUUCUCAAUCGCAAACCAGGUUUUGAUGAUUUACUCAUGUGCUUUAGUUGGUUGGGAUGCAUUGCCUGGUUCAUCACAUGUAUCUCCGGAUUUCAAUUUGGAUUGGGCCACCACGCCUGGAAUGUCACGCCUGAUAAGUUGAUGGGCUAUCUCAAGACAAUCCUCGGACUAGCCCUUAUCUACAUCUGGACACCAGCACUCACAAAGCUCUCUUUGCUCCUUCUGUACUACCGGAUAAACACUGACGCUCGGAUGAGAAUCAUAAUUUACGCGCUCGGGAUCUUGACAAUUGGCUACAGUCUUUCCAUCACUAUUGUUGCCGUUGGACCUUGUAACCUCCUCACUUAUGUGAACGGGAAAUUCCAUAUUCUCACGGAUUUCUGCAUCAUUCUAUUACCGCUUCCAAUGUUACACGGUCUUCAGCUACGUAUGAAGCAAAAGAUCCUUUUGGGCAUAGUGUUUACAUUAGGAUCUGGGGUCGUCAUCGUCUCUAUUGUUCGAAUCAUUUACAUAUAUAAUUACAUCGGUAAUCUGGAUAUUACAUUCUACCAAGCCAAGUCUAGCAUCUUCUCUGGAGUUGAAUUGAAUGUAGGGAUCAUUUGUGCAUCAAUGGCCACAUUGAAGCCUUUCAUUGUCAAAUACAUGUCCUUCUUAUUGCCUUCGACCGAAAACAGCCAAAGAUCAAAAUCUAAGAGUUGGGCUUUGAGUUGGUUAAGACCAUCUCGAGGUCAGAACAAGAGUUACGCACUAGGCAGUUUGGACAAUCACAAGGCGAAGCCGGUACAAAACGAAGAGGGGUCCAGUAUCCAAGUCUCGACUCAAUAUUUUGUAACUUCGACAGAACGCCCGUUGAAGGACAGUGAUAGCACUGAGAGAAUUAUCGCACCUGAUAUAAGGAAGGAUAUGUGA